This is a messenger RNA of Lingula anatina, 3622 nucleotides long. Its product is annotated as sodium/potassium/calcium exchanger 5. The record is from RefSeq and is a predicted model, not a curated record. Gene Ontology annotation, biological process: intracellular calcium ion homeostasis; calcium ion transmembrane transport. Gene Ontology annotation, molecular function: calcium channel activity; calcium, potassium:sodium antiporter activity. NCBI's taxonomy places the organism in Eukaryota, Metazoa, Brachiopoda, Lingulata, Lingulida, Lingulidae. Gene Ontology annotation, cellular component: plasma membrane.
GCCUCUCGCAAACAGACACACGAGGGAUAUUAAGCGCCUACGUGUUUAAUAUGACCCUCAUCGACAGGAAAAUUUUAAAAGCAUGAGUAUGCACAAAUGGAAAACACGGUGGCACACGAUGCUAGGACAUAGGAAAGAGAUGAUCUCUAGGCAUAGAAGUAUAGGAAGGAUAUGCAGUUUUAUCCUUAUCUUAGCAGUCAUUGGAACAUUUUCUUUUCCUCUCAAGAGUCACGCUAGUCCUAGCUUAGAUACAGGAAGCCAGUGGAAAUCUAGGCAUUUAUUAUCAGUGUCAUCCGAUAAUUCGUCGGCCAACAGCACGUUCAAGGAGCAUGUAAGGCAUUGUGAAUUGGAACUACAAGGCCUUCCAGGACUAUGGGUAGCAUUCUACUUCUUUCUUAUCAUUGUGUCAUUCACAGCGCUUGCCAUAGUUUGCGAUGACUUCUUCGUUCCCUCUCUCGAGAUCAUCUCUGAAAAGUUAGACUUGUCGGAAGAUGUCGCUGGCGCAACUUUCAUGGCCGCCGGGUCGUCUGCUCCUGAACUGUUCACGUCUAUCGUUGGUCUCGCCACAGACAAUAAUGACGUUGGAGUUGGUACAAUUGCUGGUUCCGCCAUGUUCAAUAUUUUGAUAAUCAUUGCCCUUUCGGCUGCCUUAGCUGGUCAGGUGCUAUAUCUGGACUGGCGGCCGUUAAUAAGGGACUCCAUCUUUUACGCCACUUCCGUUGGCGUCUUCAUAGUUUUUGCCUGGGACGGCAAAUUAGAGCACUACGAAACGGCCAUUUUGCUUUUUCUGUAUAUUUUGUAUAUAGUCCUGAUGAAAUUCAAUAUACAAGUUAUGGAAUGGAUGGCCGGAUGGAAUUUUUGUCCAUGUCUGUGUCGACCUGUUAUUGUCCCCACAGUAGAAGAUACAGCUGCGGGGACACAAGACUCCGAGGACGACAUCCACAAUCAUAAAAGUGCCACCUUGCAGUCUGGCGAUCUGCGAAAGGUGCUAUAUCUGGACUGGCGGCCGUUAAUAAGGGACUCCAUCUUUUACGCCACUUCCGUUGGCGUCUUCAUAGUUUUUGCCUGGGACGGCAAAUUAGAGCACUACGAAACGGCCAUUUUGCUUUUUCUGUAUAUUUUGUAUAUAGUCCUGAUGAAAUUCAAUAUACAAGUUAUGGAAUGGAUGGCCGGAUGGAAUUUUUGUCCAUGUCUGUGUCGACCUGUCAUUGUCCCCACAGUAGAAGAUACAGCUGCGGGGACACAAGACUCCGAGGACGACAUCCACAAUCAUAAAAGUGCCACCUUGCAGUCUGGCGAUCUGCGAAAGCUGUCAAUGGCGGGCGGCCAUGCUCGCCGUCUGUCAAUCAUCUCAGGAAGAUCCAAUCCCGACACGCACCACGAUAAACACUUUCAUCACGUCCACCACGGCUCCCUGUCCGGAAACUUUUCGCAGUCGCCACCUGGUAGCCCGAAAUUAAACCACAAAGAUAGCGGGUAUCAUAGUCACGAAACGAGUAAUCAAACCAGUCAGUCGGAGCUCCGUAGCUAUCGAGUGAAUUCACUGGGGCAUCAAGAUACUUACAGGCAUCGUAGAGAUUCUCUGGGUAUAUUAAAUACGCACAGGUCUUUUAAAAACGGGUCCGUUCUGACAGCGGAGGAUCCUUGUAUUGAGAGAGUCCGCUGCAACUCUGCCGUUUCCAGCUCCAAUGUGGAGCCAAUAACGGAAGAGAGGCCUCGAGACGGUCCCCGAAAGCCACUCUCUGAUAAUUGGACCACUGAAACUGAGACUUCCCUCAAUGAUCAAAAUUCCAAUGUAACUAAGAGAACAGAUAGUAAAAAUAAGCCGCCGUUGCAAAAGAAAGGUUCUUUGCCGCCAUUGCAAAUGAACCAAAGGCUAAGCGAGGUGUACGAAAUGGCGCCUUUGUCCCCUGUGAAAUUACCCCCUAUUAAGAGUGAAUGUAACAUCUCCGCUGAUGACAAUUCCUCGGAAAUAAACGGCUCGAAAACGCCGGACAGUUCAAAGGCUUUGAUAGCUAACGAAAACGGGCAGCUACGGAAAAACCAGGACUACGCGACUACCAAAGAGAGCCACUGCAACCCUGCCGCCAUGCUCCCUCCCGACUUCUCACCCACAUUUUCUUCUAAUCCUAAUUUAUCGUCGGUUCCUCCUUCCUCUCCCAUGUCCCCUGCUUCCCACCAGGCCACCAAGAGGCUGUCCGUGGUCUAUAGCUCCAGUAGUCAUUCGACCACCGUCAGACCCAGCGUCCAUCAUACCGAGCCGCCGAUUCCAGAGGCCGAUUCUGAAGAGAAUGGGAUGAAGCCCGGGUCACCAAAUGAGGGAUCAAUAGUAGAGAUAGAGCCGGAGAUGUACAUUUUCCCGUGUCUUCCGCCUCUCAAAAUGGCUCCCCCAGAUUCCUCAGAAGCCAAAGAAAAGGGCGGAUGUUGGCUGUGGUCGAAAUUCAUUUUAAAAUGGGUUCUCUUCGUGAUCUCCUUUCCCUUUGUGGUCCUCUUCACGUGGUCUAUACCCGACUGCUCUAAAGAUCACCUCAAGAAAUGGUUCUGGUUCAGCUUCUUGAUGUCGGUUGUGUGGAUUGGGCUGCUGAGUUACGCCAUGAUAGUGGUCGUAGAAAGAAUGGGCUGUAUCCUGGAGAUCGAUACCUUUGUCAUGGGGCUCGUCUUCAUAGCCAUCGGGACGAGUGUGCCGGAUGCAAUGAGCUCCAUCUUGGUAGCCAGAGACGGGUACGGAGACAUGGCGGUGUCUAACGCUAUAGGAUCUAAUGUGUUUGACAUCAACCUGGGUAUUGGGCUGCCUUUUCUUAUCAAGGUUAUCAUACAGAGUGGAGCACCAGUGUAUCUGGUUCAACCCGGUGAAACAUUCUUAUACAUAGUGCCCCAUGUGAAGUUCGGGUUUCUGCUGCUAUUGGUCUUGCUGAUAACUCUUGGCGUCUUCAUGGGAUCCAAGUUCGUCUUGAACAAAUUCAUCGGGUUCAGUUUUGUAGGAGUGUACGUCUUAUUCUUAACCUAUGCAUUCAUCCAAGAGUUGAUCUGCCGCAAGCAGUUGAACACUUUCUGUUAACAUUUAGACGCGUGGCUAUAGUUACCUCAGAGGUGAGUUCCAGAAACUCUGGGACACUUUAUCCGAGACGCCAUUUUAGACCGGUUCAAAUCUGGUUUGGUUUGUGUGAACGAGUCCCGUUCGAACCAGUUUAAGCUCAGGCGGACUUUUUUAUGAGCGAUAUGUCAAAAACGAUGAGUAUAUCAUAACUUUAUACAGGUAAUUGAACAUUAAGCAGAAAAAGCGAUAUUGACGUUUAAUCAAAGCGCAUGUUCUCCAUUAUCAUCGUCCAUUUUCACCAUUAGAUCUUGUGACUGGAAAUUGCGGUGUAACUACAAAAUCAAGAAAUAUUUAUUUGAUUUUCAAGUUAUUACUUACGCAUUUAUUAGACUGACAAACACUGUGAUAUAUGUAAAGAUGAAACAAAAUGUCUGUCGCUGCGCUGAUUCUAUUAACUUCGGAAUGAAGAGUUUGGUUUUCGUAAUGUAAAUAUGAUAAUAAUACAUUGUACUAGAGUCGUGCUAAUUUAUACAUCUGUAAAUAGAGAAAGCGUCUUCAAAUAAACUGUGUUCAUUGUAUGUUCAA